Messenger RNA from Eimeria necatrix, 501 nucleotides. RefSeq lists its product as hypothetical. The record is from RefSeq and is a predicted model, not a curated record. NCBI's taxonomy places the organism in Eukaryota, Apicomplexa, Conoidasida, Eucoccidiorida, Eimeriidae. The transcript is spliced from 2 exons. The annotation marks the transcript as partial.
AUGAAGCUGCUGUCCAGCCGCAGCCCUGCAGCAGCAGCAGCAGCAGCAGCAGCAGCACAGCAGCAGCAGCAGCAGCAGCAGCAAGCAUAUCAGCUAAUUCGGCUCUGCAAGCCGCUGCAGCAGCAGCAGCAGCACCAGCAAAACAGCAGCAGCAGCAGCAGCAAAAAUAGCAGCAGCAGCAGCAGCAGCAGCGGAGGAGAGCUAGCAGCAGCGGAACUGCUACCAGGAGCAGCAGAAAGAACAGCACCAGCUCCACCAAAACAGCAGCAGCAGCAGCAGCAAAACAGCAGCAGCAGCAGCACCAGCAGCAACAACACCAAACUGCAGCAGCAGAACCUCCACCACAGAAACAGCAGCAACAAAAACCAGCAGCAGCAGCAGCAGCACCGCCACCACCGAAACAACAACAACGCAGACCAGCAGCAGCAGCAGCAGCAGCAGCAGCAGCAGCAGCAGCAGCAGCAGCAGCAGCAGCAGCAGCAGCAGCAGCAGCAGCAGCAG